AAGUUUUCAAUUGUUCUGUUCAAAGAAAAACUCUUUCUCUCUCUCUAACAAAUAAAACCCUAAACCGCGUCCAACGCCGUCUCCGGCCGGCGAAUUCCCCUUUUUCUCUCUCCUCCAAUUUCCAUUUUCACCACAAUGGACAAGCUCCAAUCGGAUCAAAUCAAGCAAUUGAAAGACAUUUUCGCUCGAUUCGACAUGGAUUCCGACGGUAGCUUAACCCACCUCGAACUCGCCGCUCUCCUCCGUUCUCUCGGCCUGAAACCCACCGGAGACCAAAUCCACGGCCUCUUAGCAAACAUGGAUUCAAACGGAAACGGGUCAAUCGAGUUCGAAGAACUCGUCAAAGCGAUCCUUCCUGACAUGAACGAAGAAGUUCUGAUCAAUCAAGAACAGUUAAUGGAGGUUUUCCGGUCCUUUGAUCGCGACGGAAACGGAUAUAUUACGGCGGCUGAGCUAGCAGGACAGAUGUCGAAGAUGGGUCAUCCUUUGACUUAUAGAGAACUUUCGGAAAUGAUGAUGGAAGCUGAUACGAACGGCGAUGGUGUGAUAAGUUUCAAUGAAUUCGCUAUUAUUAUGGGUAGAUCUGCUUCUGAUUUUCUUGGCCUAGCCGCCGUCGCUUAAUUAAGGUGCAUGGUGGUGAUGAUUAUAAUGUUGUGUUUGUGAUGAAUUAAACAGAGAUGAUUGUGGGCAGAUCUGAUAUAAUAGAGGAUUAAUUGACACUAAAUUGGGAA
This is a messenger RNA of Impatiens glandulifera, 731 nucleotides long. RefSeq names its product probable calcium-binding protein CML16. The record is from RefSeq and is a predicted model, not a curated record. The coding region runs from base 136 to 621 and encodes 161 amino acids. The transcript has a single exon. Lineage: Eukaryota; Viridiplantae; Streptophyta; Magnoliopsida; Ericales; Balsaminaceae. Gene Ontology annotation, molecular function: calcium ion binding; enzyme regulator activity.